This is a messenger RNA of Magnusiomyces paraingens, 1308 nucleotides long. RefSeq lists its product as uncharacterized. The transcript has a single exon. Lineage: Eukaryota; Fungi; Ascomycota; Dipodascomycetes; Dipodascales; Dipodascaceae. Gene Ontology annotation, molecular function: protein farnesyltransferase activity. Gene Ontology annotation, cellular component: protein farnesyltransferase complex. Bases 1 to 1308 code for a protein of 435 amino acids. The record is from RefSeq and is a predicted model, not a curated record. Gene Ontology annotation, biological process: protein farnesylation.
AUGUCAUCUUCAAACAUCAAUUACUCAACAUCAAUUAUUGCGACUAUUCUCAAAAACCGAAGCAAACACUUAAACAAAGCAAUGUCACCUUUACCUCACAUUCCAAUCUAUAGCAAUCUUGUUGAAGAUACUUUACCUACGGUCACAACUUUUGAUCAACAAGAUACAGAAGAAGUUUGUCUUGAAGCUUUCCGUUCAGAACCGCUCACACUGCUGCUACAAAAACUCCAACGCGAUGCGCAUAUAAAGUUUUUACAGUUCCAUAUUGGGAAACUCCCUGCUCAAAUGGCGAAGCUGGAUGCUUCUCGUCCAUGGAUUAUUUACUGGGCUUUAAAUGCUCUUUGUGUUUUAGAUGCCGAUGUUUCAGAUUUUGAGGAAGAAGCUGUUGAUACUAUAUUUUCGUGUAUCUCGCCUGAGGGAGGAAUAGGAGGCAACAUUGGUCAGAUUGGUCAUCUGGCACCAACAUAUGCAGGAUUUAAUGUACUUGCUCUUAUGGGAGAUGAAUAUUCUUGGGAUAAAAUUGAUCGCAAGGCCAUGUACGACUGGAUUUUCAAGCUUAAGACGCCAGAAGGCGGGUUCAAGAUGCACAUUAACGGCGAGUGUGAUACUCGAGCAGUUUAUUGCGCAUUAUCGGUCGCUUCUUUACUAAAUAUUCUUACCCCAGAGCUUGUUGAAGGUGUUUCUGGGUUUAUUUCACGGUGCCAAACGUUUGAAGGGGGGUUCAGUGCGUUCCCAGAUGUCGAGGCCCAUGGAGGUUAUGCAUUUUGCGCUCUUGCUGCAUUGUGCUUAAUCAUGCCUCCCAAAGAGGCUGCAAAGCAUUUGAACAUGCCCCGACUACUUAAGUGGCUUUCUUCAAGACAGCAUCAACCAGAGGGUGGUUUUUCUGGCCGCACAAACAAGUUGGUUGAUGGGUGCUAUAACCAUUGGGUUGGCGGUUGCUGGGCCCUUGUGGAAAACAUGAUUGGAUCAAACGAUAGCAUAUGGGAUCGGGAGGCACUACAGAAUUAUACACUUUAUUGUUGCCAAGCACGGGGUGCUGGAGGAUUGCGUGACAAGCCUGGAAAGAGUCCUGAUGCUUAUCAUACCAACUACGUCUUGUGCGGGUUGUCAGGCGCACAGAACAGGUACAUUUAUGAGGAAGAGCAAGCAAAGGAUGCUAAGCUUGGGGAUUAUGCGUUUUUUUGGACGGGAACUCCUAGUACACAACUGACAGUUGCUCAAGGGAACCGAGUUGCAGUGCUGAACCCGAUCCAUGUUCUGCCGGCGGGUCGGGCUGAACGCAUGCGGGCGCACUACCUGGGCAAAUAG